AUGUCAGUACUAUUAGUCUCAGCGGGAUAUGACCAUACGAUAAGAUUUUGGGAAGCACUAACGGGAGUAUGUUCGCGAACUAUUCAGCAUUCAGAUUCACAAGUGAAUAGAUUACAAAUCACCAACGAUAAAAAAUUAUUAGCUGCAGCUGGUCAUUUAAACGUAAAAUUGUAUGAUAUAAAUACUACAAAUCCAAACCCAGUAGGUUCAUUCGAAGGUCAUAAGGGGAACGUUACGUCUGUUUCGUUUCAACAAGAUAAUAGAUGGAUGGUAACAUCAAGUGAAGAUGGUACCAUUAAAGUUUGGGAUGUUAGAUCUCCCUCUGUACCUAGAAACUAUAAACAUAAUGCUCCUGUAAAUGAAGUCGUGAUACAUCCAAAUCAAGGUGAACUAAUCUCUUGUGAUAGAGAUGGGAAUAUUAGAAUUUGGGAUCUAGGUGAAAAUCAAUGUACUCAUCAAAUCACCCCUGAGGAGGACGUUUCUUUGGAAUCAUUAUCUAUUGCAAGUGAUGGCUCUAUGCUUGCUGCCGCAAACGAUAGAGGUAAUUGUUAUAUUUGGGAAAUGCCUAAUCAUACAGAUGCAUCUAAUUUGAAACCAGUGAAAACAUUUAGCGCUCAUGAAACAUAUGUGACAAGAGUAUUAUUAUCAUCUGAUGUGAAACAUUUAGCUACAUGUUCAGCCGAUCAAAGUGCAAGAAUAUGGUCUGUGGAAAAUGGAUUCCAAAGAGAAUGUGCAUUAGAAGGUCAUCAACGAUGGGUGUGGGAUUGCGCAUUCAGUGCAGAUAGUGCAUAUUUGGUGACUGCAUCCUCAGAUCAUUAUGUUAGAUUAUGGGAUCUUUCUACAAGAGAAAUUGUGAGACAAUAUGGUGGGCAUCACAAAGGCGCCAUAUGUGUUGCACUCGAUGAUGUCUAA
Molecule: messenger RNA, 912 nt
Organism: Naumovozyma dairenensis CBS 421
Lineage: Eukaryota; Fungi; Ascomycota; Saccharomycetes; Saccharomycetales; Saccharomycetaceae
Gene: LST8
Product: TOR complex subunit LST8
Exons: 1
Coding region: 1-912 (303 amino acids)
Biological process (GO): regulation of actin cytoskeleton organization; TOR signaling
Cellular component (GO): TORC1 complex; TORC2 complex
Molecular function (GO): protein binding
Source: RefSeq, a predicted model, not a curated record